This is a messenger RNA of Rana temporaria (common frog), 1138 nucleotides long. RefSeq names its product transmembrane protein 243 (gene TMEM243). The record is from RefSeq and is a predicted model, not a curated record. Bases 311 to 694 code for a protein of 127 amino acids. NCBI's taxonomy places the organism in Eukaryota, Metazoa, Chordata, Amphibia, Anura, Ranidae. The transcript has 5 exons.
UGAGAGAUGUUCCUGCGCAUGUGCAGAUUACCCAGCUGUCACUGCCUCCUUAGAGCGUUGUACUGGUGGCUGUAGUCCGGGUAACUAUGUCAUGAAGUCGGGGUGACAGCUGAUGGUGGCUCUCGUGUUGAAGUCGGGAUGAUCCAGGCAAGAAGUCACCCUGAAGUGAACAUUCCAGGGAUUUUUCUGUUCCAAGUAGUGAAACGUCGGUGCUUCCUUCACAAGUGGAUGCUCUCUCUAUACAGAUUAUAUUCUGAAGGUUUCCGCUUCCUUGUCAGGUGUAUGCUAUAAUACACGGAACACUCAUUUAAUGACUGAAGAACAUUCUCCGUUUAUAAUGGACGACUAUACCACCAGGACUUAUGGAACAGGUGGCCAGGACAACAGACCUUUGUUUGGGGAGACCUCUGCCAGGGAUAGAAUCAUCAACAUUAUUGUUGGUGUGUUAACAGCCCUUCUGGUCCUGGUAACAAUUAUCAGUGCUUUCGUAUUUCCCCAACCACCUCCAAAACCAGUGAAUGUUUUCUUUGCCUUCUGCAUACUGCUGUGCUCAAUAACUGGUCUCAUACUGAUUUUUUGGUACCGGCAAGGAGACUUGGAGCCCAAGUUUAGGAAUCUCAUAUAUUACAUUUUAUUCUCACUUGUCAUGUUAUGCAUAUGUGCCAACCUAUAUUUUCAUGAUGUGGGGAAAUGAAUUGUGGGAACAAAACAACAUGAACUGCAUUGAGAAGCAUAUUUUAUGGCAAUGCCAGAGAAUGAAGACACUGGGUGGAAAACAGCACUGACAUUUUCCUUUUAUCCCUUUUAGGAAGGGAGGAGUUACUGCCAUAAAGGACUUUUUCACCUUUUAAACCAUUGUUGCACUUAAAACUUCUGCUAAGAGCCACGGACUGGCACUUUUCUCUUUUUUGUGUGUUUGUUUGUUUUUUUAAGUUGAAGGACUAACUAAAAAAUAUGAAGAAACAAAGACUGCACAAAAUGUUAAAUAAUCUUUAUUUUGUUUAAAUAUAAUACCAUUUUCUUUUUACUAUGCAACAGAUGCCAGUAAGUACUAUAUUUCACAUGACCAAAAUUUAUGUUAGGCUGUGAAAACAUUUUUUGAACAAGAGGGUUUCAAUAAAUAAAAAUAAUUUACUUA